AUGACGCUGGGCCAUCUGUCCAUCCCUCCCUCCAUUCACAUCACCUUCCAAGCCCACCUCCGGGACCACCCCGACCUGCCGCGGUGGCUGCGGUACAUCCAACGUGACCCCCACCAGCCAGCCUACCUCUACGGUUGCCCCACAGCCACCGAGGUGGGCACCCACACCAUUGAGGUGCUGGCAUACAACCGGCACACCUACGAGACGGUGGCACAGCGCCUCGUCAUCACCGUCGUCCCCGCUCCAGGUGGGGACCCGCCGUACCAGGGCGAGUUCCUGGUGGGGAACAGGAACGUGGAGGAGCUGCUGCCGGCGGCCGCGCAGGAGAUCUUCCUCCAGGCCACGGCCGGCGUCUGGGCUCAGGAUGACCUCCAUGUCAUCAACAUCACCUCCGCUCUGGACCGGGGCGGCCGCGUCCCGCUGCCCAUCGAGGGGCGCAAGGAGGGAGUGUACGUGAAGGUGGGCUCCCACGGCACCUUCUCGCCGUGCCUGGCGUCGGCCGCCUCACCGCAGAGCCGCUUCCGCUGCAGCCUGGGCCAGCAGCCCCUCGCCUCCUGCUACGACACCUUCGCCCCCCAUUUCACCAUCCGCUGGUGCAACCUCACCCUGGUUUGGCCCAGCCCCACGGCUUCGGGGCCGGUGUGGGGUUCAGGGGUGCUGGAGGAAGAUGGGGAUUUCCAGCCCCCCACCGAUGCCCCCCCCCAGGACCUGCUGCCCGGGUUCCUGGUGACGCUGCUGGUGCCACUGGCGGUGGCCGUGCUGCUCUGCCUGCUCCUGGGCCACCUCAUGUGCUGCCGCAGGGAGGGAGUGCAAAAACGGGACUCGGAGACAUCUGACAUCCAGCUGGUCCACCACACCACCAUCCACGGUGACACGGAGGAGCUGAGGCACAUGGCCAGCAGCCGGGAUGUCCCCCGGCCCCUUUCCACCCUUCCCAUGUUCAACGUCCGCACGGGUCAACGCAUCAACCCCAUGCCCAGUCCUCCGGAUGGUGCCCGCGUCCCCCUCCUCCCGCAGUGA
Molecule: messenger RNA, 1020 nt
Organism: Haliaeetus leucocephalus (bald eagle)
Lineage: Eukaryota; Metazoa; Chordata; Aves; Accipitriformes; Accipitridae
Gene: SGCA
Product: sarcoglycan, alpha (50kDa dystrophin-associated glycoprotein)
Exons: 9
Coding region: 1-1020 (339 amino acids)
Cellular component (GO): sarcoglycan complex; membrane
Molecular function (GO): calcium ion binding
Source: RefSeq, a predicted model, not a curated record